AUGAUAGGUGCAGAGCACGAGAACCUCAUAUACGAGCUGGAAGGCUACAAGAACGAGGCCCAACUCGCCAAGGACGAGGCCGAGAGAAAGUUCGAGACCUUCAAGGCGCACUUCAUCGCUCAACACAACUUGAACAACAAGCAGCAAUCGUACCCACCGCUGCCCCCACCGCCGACGCCGCGCGUCGAGGCAGCCAAACCGAUGCCCCCACCCCCCACCCCCGACGACAACAAGUACAUCGUCUCCGGCCCCUCCGUACCGCCCUCCGAGGCUAAACUCAUCAGCAUCCUCACUGCGUUCCUCAUGGUCCACCCUCUCGGAGCAUCCGUCGACUAUCUCGUCUUACGUUAG
Molecule: messenger RNA, 351 nt
Organism: Cydia strobilella
Lineage: Eukaryota; Metazoa; Arthropoda; Insecta; Lepidoptera; Tortricidae
Product: protein diaphanous-like
Exons: 3
Coding region: 1-351 (116 amino acids)
Source: RefSeq, a predicted model, not a curated record